Zea mays is the source of this 621-nucleotide messenger RNA. RefSeq lists its product as uncharacterized. The coding region runs from base 91 to 462 and encodes 123 amino acids. The transcript has a single exon. Lineage: Eukaryota; Viridiplantae; Streptophyta; Magnoliopsida; Poales; Poaceae. The record is from RefSeq and is marked validated.
AAGGAAUAGCUCUGAUAUCUCUCCCAACAAUGUUAUAGAGCCGACUAGGCUGACGAACAGCAAUAUUGUACAUCCAGCUCGCCAUCGAGGAUGCCACGGCAACGACUGGACCGGGCAAAGUGGCGGCGGUCGUGCUUGUCGGUUGUCGCUGGCAGCUGCACGGUCUCCCUCUCGCCGGUGGCUGUGCGCGCUCGUGCUUGUCGUCGACGAUCGCGCACUCUCCUCCUCGCCGGCGACUACGCGCGCUCUACUGCUCCCCGGCGCACGCGCGUCGUCCUCCACUCCGGUGCGGCCGCGGCAGGGCACAACGACGGCUUCAAGCACGCAAAUGGGAUACGUUCCACUGUAGCUCCGAUCAUGCCGACGGUGAAGCUCCAUGGACCGAAGCUGCUGCUUCCGAGGAGAGGCAAGAAAGUCAGAGUGGUAUUAUUUGCCGGACGACCGUACGAGCCGGUAUUUUAGGGUACGAACCUUGCUGCAGCGAUAAAGUAGCUAAGAACGUGCUAUAUUUAGCUGACAGGAUGGUUUAUAGUAUAUUAUUGGAGAGAGUAGUCUUAGCUCAUCUCCAUCAGAUCGUCUGUAUUAUUUUCUAUCUCAUCAUUUAUUUCAAAUUUUACUUUA